This is a messenger RNA of Vespa mandarinia (Asian giant hornet), 2018 nucleotides long. RefSeq names its product nop5 ribonucleoprotein (gene nop5). The record is from RefSeq and is a predicted model, not a curated record. Gene Ontology annotation, molecular function: snoRNA binding. Lineage: Eukaryota; Metazoa; Arthropoda; Insecta; Hymenoptera; Vespidae. Gene Ontology annotation, cellular component: small-subunit processome; box C/D methylation guide snoRNP complex.
CCUUCCUUUCUCUUUUUACUCUGUGGCUCGGAGAGGCUUGGCUUUGCCGAAAUAAGUUUUGAAUUUGUAAUAACUCGUGAAAUAUAAAUGAGUGUGUGAAUUAUUACUUAAUUUUAUGUGUAUAUUUUGAACUAAAUAAAGAAAACAUGUUAGUUCUCUUUGAAACUCCGGCGGGAUACGCAAUAUUUAAAUUACUCGAUGAAAAGAAAUUAGCAGAAACAGAAAAUUUAUUUCUAGAUUUUGAAACACCAGAAGCAGCAAACAAGAUUGUCAAAUUGAAACAUUUUGAAAAAUUUGAGGAUACUACAGAAGCUCUCGCUGCAACAACAGCUGCUGUAGAGGGAAAAUUGUCUAAAACCUUGAAAAGAACCCUUAAGAAACAUUUCUCAGAACUUCAAGAAGAAUUAGCAGUAGCUGAUGCCAAAUUAGGAAAUGCUAUAAAAGAUAAACUUAGUUUAUCUUGUGUGAGCAAUACUGCAAUACAAGAACUAAUGAGAUGCAUUCGAAGUCAAGCAGAUGGAUUAUUAGCUGGUUUGCCCAAGAAAGAAAUGACAGCAAUGGCUUUGGGCUUAGCUCAUAGUCUUUCCAGAUAUAAGUUAAAAUUUUCACCUGAUAAAAUAGAUACCAUGAUAGUACAAGCUGUUUGUUUACUGGAUGACUUAGAUAAAGAAUUGAAUAACUAUGUAAUGCGUUGCCGUGAAUGGUAUGGCUGGCACUUCCCAGAACUUGGUAAAAUUAUAACAGACAAUAUUGCAUUUGUACGAAGUGUAAAAAUAAUUGGAACAAGAGAGAAUACGAUAAAUACAGACCUAUCUGAUAUUUUGCCUGAAGAUAUUGAAGAAAAAGUUAAAGAAGCUGCUGAAAUAUCAAUGGGAACUGAAAUUUCAGAAGAUGAUAUUUUGAAUAUCCAACAUUUAUGUGAUCAAGUCAUAGAAAUCUCACAAUAUAGAGCGCAAUUAUAUGACUAUCUUAAAACUAGAAUGAUGGCAAUGGCACCUAAUUUAACAAUUCUAGUUGGAGAAUUAGUGGGUGCUCGUUUAAUUUCACAUGCAGGUUCUCUUAUCAAUCUUGCCAAACAUCCUGCUUCCACUGUACAAAUUCUUGGUGCAGAAAAAGCACUUUUUCGAGCAUUAAAAACCAAAAAGGAUACUCCAAAGUAUGGUUUAAUUUACCAUGCACAGCUUGUAGGACAAUGUUCUGUCCAGAAUAAAGGAAAAAUGUCUAGAAUGCUUGCAGCAAAAGCAUCUUUAGCAACAAGAGUUGAUGCAUUAGGAGAAGAUGUAAAUUUUGAUCUUGGUGCUGAACAUAAAGCUAAAUUGGAAAGACGAUUAAGAAUACUGGAAGAAGGAAAUUUACAUAAAAUUAGUGGAACUAGUAAAGCAAAAGCUAAAUUUGAAAAAUAUCAUAACAAAAGUGAAUAUAUACAAUAUCCAACAGCUGCAGAUACAACUCUUACAAGUAAUAAGAGAAAAUAUUCUGAUAUAGAAGAUAAGACAGUAAUCGAAGAAAGUGAAACACAAAUGAGCAAAGAAGUUCCAAAAAAGAAAAAAAAGAAAGAUGUUGAGGAUAUUGAAGGAUCUUCACAAAUACAAAAUAUAGUAAAAGGUGAAAAUGAACAAGAAAUUACAUCCAAGAAAAAGAAUAAAAAAAUCAAACAGGAAUCCAAGCAAGAUGAAGAAAUAAGUGAAACUGUAAGUGCGAAAAUAGAAGAAAAUACAAAUGUUGCAGCUUUAAGUGAACCACAGGAUGAAAGUAUUGUUUCAGAAUCUAAGAAGAAGAAAAAGAAGAAGAAAGAAAAGCAUGUUGUAGAGACACAAGGAGACAUUUCCAUUCCAACAGAAUCAGCAGAGGGUGAAUCAGUUUUGACAGAGAAGAAAAAGAAAAAGAAAAAAAAAGUGCAACAAGAUGAAUAACUUUCAUUGAAAGUUUUUUUUAGAUUUAUAUGUAAUUAUAUUUAUAUAAACAGUUUCAAGGAUUGGUCAUUAAUAUAUUAUGUGCCCAACAUAUUUCAAAUGUGA